Phialemonium atrogriseum is the source of this 368-nucleotide messenger RNA. RefSeq lists its product as uncharacterized. NCBI's taxonomy places the organism in Eukaryota, Fungi, Ascomycota, Sordariomycetes, Cephalothecales, Cephalothecaceae. The transcript has a single exon. The record is from RefSeq and is a predicted model, not a curated record. Bases 93 to 308 code for a protein of 71 amino acids.
AGCUCGGCGCCCCGCGCUUCCCGCCCGAGCCGGGGCUCGCCAGCGCCGCCUUGCAGGCGGACUGGAGGGACUUGGCCUGCUUCGCGUCCUUGAUGGCCGACUCUACCGUCGGGGGUGGGGCUUCGGCAAUCUGCUUGAUGCUACCGCGCUCGGGGGGUUGCGGGUUGGCUUUUCCAUCGCGAAGGCAGUUUGGGCACGCAGCUUUGGCUUACCUCCGCAGGUUGACAGCCUGGAGGGCUUUGAUCUGGCUCAUGGCUUGCAUCAUAGGCAGCUUGCGGCCGACUGUUAGGAGUCGGAGCAGCUCCUGAAGAUCUUGUUGCGUUGCCAUUGGUCUCACUGGCGCUAUGCGUCGUCUUGUGAGAUGUUCU